CGAUGUGACAGGGUUCGGGAGACCUAGCGGAAACCUUCAGGUCACCCAGGGAACUGCUCCUCUCGCUCGUCCUGCGGCGGGGGGGGGACGGGGGGGGGUGAAAGCGCCGAGACGCGCGGGGCGCGGAGAUGUGCAAGUGGCGAAGCUUGACCGCGCGCAGGCGGGAGCAGCCGCCCAACUCCCGGCGCGGGAUCCGCUGAGAGGCCACGAUUUUAGGUGAUGGGCAAAUCAGAAAGUCAGAUGGAUAUAACUGAUAUCAACACUCCAAGGCCAAAGAAACAACGAUGGACCUCACUGGAGAUCAGUCUCUCCGUCCUUGUCCUGCUCCUUACCAUCAUCGCCGUGACGAUGAUCGCACUCUAUGCAACCUAUGAUGAUGGCAUUUGCAAGUCGUCAGACUGCAUAAAAUCAGCUGCUCGACUGAUCCAGAACAUGGAUGCCACUGCUGAGCCUUGUACAGACUUUUUUAAAUAUGCCUGUGGAGGCUGGUUGAAGCGCAACGUCAUUCCUGAGACCAGCUCCCGUUACAGUAACUUUGACAUUUUAAGAGAUGAACUAGAAGUCGUUUUGAAAGAUGUUCUUCAGGAACCCAAAACUGAAGAUAUAAUAGCAGUGCAGAAAGCAAAAACACUGUACAGAUCUUGUAUAAAUGAAUCCGCUAUUGAUAGCAGAGGCGGAAAACCUCUACUCAGUCUACUACCAGAUAUAUAUGAUUGGCCUGUAGCAACAGAAAACUGGGAGCUGACCUAUGGUCCUUCUUGGACAGCUGAGAAAUCUAUUGCACAGCUGAAUUCUAAAUUUGGGAAAAAAGUCAUUCUUAAUUUUUUUGUUGGCACUGAUGAUAAGAACUCUGUGAACCAUAUAAUUCAUAUUGAUCAGCCUCGACUUGGCCUCCCUUCCAGAGACUACUAUGAAUGCACUGGAAUAUACGAAGAGGCUUGUAUAGCAUACGUGGAUUUUAUGAUUUCUGUGGCCAGAUUGAUUCGUAAGGAGAAAGGACUGCCCAUCGAUGAAAACCAACUCUCUUUGGAAAUGAAGAGAGUUAUGGAAUUGGAAAAAGAAAUUGCCAAUGCUACAACUAAAUCUGAAGAUCGAAAUGAUCCAAUGCUUCUUUAUAACAAAAUGACAUUAGCCCAGCUCCAAAAUAACUUUUCACUAGAGAUCAAUGGGAAGCCAUUCAGCUGGUCAAAUUUCACAAAUGAAAUCAUGUCAACUGUGAAUAUUAAUAUUCCAAAUGAAGAAGAGGUGGUUGUUUAUGCUCCAGAAUAUUUAACCAAACUUAAGCUCACUCUUACCAAAUAUUCUGCCAGAGAUCUUCAAAAUUUAAUGUCCUGGCGAUUCAUAAUGGAUCUUGUAAGCAGCCUCAGCCGAACCUACAAGGAGUCCAGAAAUGCUUUCCGCAAGGCCCUUUAUGGCACAACAUCAGAGACAGCAACGUGGAGACGUUGUGCAAACUAUGUCAAUGGGAAUAUGGAAAAUGCUGUGGGAAGGCUGUACGUGGAAGCUGCAUUCGCUGGAGAGAGUAAACAUGUGGUUGAGGAUUUGAUUACACAGAUCCGAGAGGUUUUUAUCCAGACUUUAGAUGACCUCACUUGGAUGGAUGCUGAGACGAAAAAGAAAGCUGAGGAAAAGGCCUUAGCAAUUAAAGAAAGAAUUGGCUAUCCUGAUGACAUUAUUUCAAAUGACAACAAACUGAAUAAUGAAUACCUCGAGUUGAACUACAAGGAAGAUGAAUACUUUGAGAACAUAAUUCAAAACUUGAAGUUUGGCCAAAAUAAACAACUAAAGAAGCUCCGAGAAAAGGUGGACAAGGAUGAGUGGAUAAGUGGAGCAGCUGUAGUCAAUGCAUUUUAUUCUUCAGGCAGAAAUCAGAUAGUCUUCCCAGCUGGCAUCCUGCAGCCCCCCUUCUUCAGUGCUCAGCAGUCUAACUCAUUGAACUAUGGGGGUAUCGGCAUGGUCAUAGGACAUGAAAUCACCCAUGGCUUCGAUGACAAUGGCAGGAAUUUUAAUAAGGAUGGAGACCUUGUUGACUGGUGGACUCAACAGUCUGCAAAUAAUUUUAAAGACCAAUCCCAAUGCAUGGUGUACCAGUAUGGAAACUUCUCCUGGGACCUAGCUGGUGGACAACAUCUCAAUGGAAUUAAUACACUGGGAGAAAAUAUUGCUGAUAAUGGAGGCAUUGGCCAAGCAUACAGAGCCUAUCAAAAUUAUGUUAAAAAGAAUGGUGAAGAAAAACUACUUCCUGGACUUGACCUAAAUCACAAACAACUAUUCUUCUUGAACUUUGCCCAGGUGUGGUGUGGGACCUACAGGCCAGAGUAUGCUGUCAACUCCAUUAAAACAGAUGUUCACAGCCCAGGGAAUUUCAGAAUUAUUGGGACUUUGCAGAACUCCCCUGAGUUUUCAGAGGCCUAUCAUUGCCGCAAGAACUCAUACAUGAAUCCAGAAAAGAAAUGCCGAGUUUGGUGAUCUUCAGAAAAAGCGACGUAGCCUUUGGUUAGCCUUGCCAACACCAUGAAAAUGGGAAACUCUGUCCAAGAGAAAAUGGUUCACCGAAGUCACUGUAAUUACAUGGGGGUAGUUAACAGAGAUGAGAGAGCAUCAUUUAGAAAUGAAGUUAGGUUAUUCUGGAAAAGCUAUGGAGAGGAGGGGGUGGGGUCUGGUGUCUAUCAAAUCAAUCACUUCUCACUGUGUAAAUAACGCUUUAUGUCUAAAGAUAUUACCAUUCAUUUCUGUUUCUCAUACGAUCUGCCAGUUUGAUGUCACCUCUUGAAAACAGUGUUAACCACUUGAUGUAGACUGGGAUUUCUAAUCAAAGGGAGAAAGAAGAGAUUGGAGAAUACAGUUGGCUCCAAAAGCACAGCAGUGGCAUGACAGUUAAAACACACAUUGCCUAAUUACUUAUUUUUAUUUUUAUUUGUAACAUUUAUGCUCCUGCAAAAAUCUUCCAAAGAAUUCUUAUACAUGUUGGGGCCGUGGGACUUAAUGUAAUUUUAAACCAGUUUUGCCAAUCAUCAGUUAUUCAUCCUGAAAUCAUUGUAUUUUAAGCUACUCUUAGGGUGAAAAUGAAUGUCUGAAACUGUUUUUCAUUAUACCUGCUUUCACCGAUAUUGAAAUUCUCAAGGCUCCCUGCAAUUUUCUAAGCAAUUUCUUGUUCUCUCUCCCUCUCAAAACUUGAUCUUUUUAAGAGAUUUGUAGUAAUGUAUAAAUAAUAAUUUUUAUAUUUAAUUAUUACAUUUAUGACUAAGUAAUUAUUAUUAUAGGUAAUCACUGAAUAUCGAAGUUUCAGACAGGUAGUUCCGAACCAAGAUCUGUAAAGUGAUGUACAGAUAAAGAUUUGAGAUUUUUACACUUAUAAAUCAUAUUGAUAAAAAACUUUAAGCACAAACUAGGUGAAAAAUGGCCAUUGGACAGUUGUCUAAAGAUACAUAAGACCUGUGGUUUACAAUCAGGAUUUUCAGAAUAAAAUCUGUCCUUGAGGUGGCUCCGAUAAAAGGGCAUCUAUAUAGCUCUGAUUCUCUUUAUCUUUUCAGGUUUGUUUUCUGAUGGAAAUAUUUUGAUAAUAAAUUGAAAUUGUGAGCCCAUUA
Molecule: messenger RNA, 3587 nt
Organism: Leopardus geoffroyi (Geoffroy's cat)
Lineage: Eukaryota; Metazoa; Chordata; Mammalia; Carnivora; Felidae
Gene: MME
Product: membrane metalloendopeptidase
Exons: 23
Coding region: 220-2469 (749 amino acids)
Biological process (GO): amyloid-beta clearance; protein processing
Cellular component (GO): plasma membrane
Molecular function (GO): metalloendopeptidase activity
Source: RefSeq, a predicted model, not a curated record